Molecule: messenger RNA, 3915 nt
Organism: Neofelis nebulosa (Clouded leopard)
Lineage: Eukaryota; Metazoa; Chordata; Mammalia; Carnivora; Felidae
Gene: SPRED3
Product: sprouty related EVH1 domain containing 3
Exons: 5
Coding region: 1443-2678 (411 amino acids)
Biological process (GO): negative regulation of MAPK cascade; multicellular organism development
Cellular component (GO): membrane
Molecular function (GO): protein kinase binding
Source: RefSeq, a predicted model, not a curated record
GCCAGGACCGCGCUGCUCCUCCUGCCCACCGGGGCGCCCCCAGACCGAGGCUGGAAGGACAAGGGGUUGGGGGCCCCUAAACUGCGCGGCAGCCAUUUGGGGUAUCAGUCUCCAUUUGGGGGCCUGGACUUCUCCGAAGACGCCCCAUUCAUAAAAUUCCGAACUGGACCCCUACCAUUGAGGAACUCUGGGGACCACUCCCCCAGGGAAACAGAUGUGUGGGGAGCGUAGGGCAUUCAGAAAUCCCCGCGUCCCAUCCCAGCUAGGCCCUGGGGGACCCCUGCCCUCUUUCUCUGCUUCACCUGUUGUCGGGGGAGGCGGGCGGACAAAGGAAGCAGCAUCACGUGACUGCUCAUUCACAAAAUCCCAUCCCAUUGAGAAAAGGGGGCUGGGGGCGCUGCGACCGCCCCUUACCCUCCCGAAGGGCUGGGGAAAACCGGCAGCCUGCAGGUGGGGGAAGGGGCUAGAGCUCGCUGCCUGGGUCCCUAAGGUUCAGACGCCAGGGUCCCUGCGCUAGGUGGUAGUGAGGGGCUGGACGCUGAUCACGAUUACUGGGCGGAGGGCUACGUCCCCUGAGCUGGGGGGCGGGGUAAGAUGGUUCUGAAGGAUGCUGGGGCGGGGAGGGGGAGGAGGAGGGAUCAAUUCUCCACCUCCCCUCAGUCUCUCUCCCUUGCCUUCCAUGGGCUGGGACCUGAGGGAGCAGGCUUGAUUUUUGUGAAUGAAAUGCACUCUGGUUGUGUCUCGGUCGUCCGUUUCUGGCUUCCUCUGCCUCCAUCUCCCUUUCGGCCUCUCUCUGGCCAUUUCUGGUUCUCUCCCUGCUCCCUGCCCAUCUCCCGUUGCUGGGUGACUCAGUGAGCUUUGCAUCCGGUCUCAUUCAUAAAUCCGGGAAGGGGUGGGGGGAAGAGAGCCUGGGUUUCUCACCCAGCCAGUGGCCUGGGCGGCCGAGUGUGGAGGCAGCGUAGGGGGAUCUGGAGCUGAGUUGAUGGGCUCUAAGAAAAUACAUAUGCGCAGGCACCCAGCUGUGAGGGGGAAUGAUGGGUGGGGCUGUGGGAAUGUGCUGAGGGAUGAGAAGGAGACUGGGUUGAUAGGGGAAGAGCAGGGAGGGGGAAGGGAAGUGGAAAACUGGGGCUGUGGGGGUCAGGAUGGGAACGAUGGGGAAAGGGACGAAGGUGGGUGCGGAGAGAAAAGGUGGAUACGGAGAAGGUAAGCAUGGGAGAAAAGAGGUGGCAUGAGGAAGAAAGAAGCCAUGCUGGAAGAAGGUGGGCAUUGGGGGUGGGGGGAGAGGCAGGUAUGUAAGGGAAGGUGAGAAUCGGGGCCUGACGGUGCAGUGGAUCCAGAUGUGAGGGAAGAAGAGGGAGAUGAGGCUUGGGGCGAACGCUGAAUGGCAGAGCAGGAUCGGAGCUCACUGACUUUGUCCCUGUCUCCCCACCUCCUGCAGGUACAUGGUUCAGGUCCGAGCCGUGGUGAUGGCCCGAGAUGACUCCAGUGGGGGCUGGCUGCCUGUGGGGGGCGGGGGCCUCAGCCAGGUGAGCGUUUGUCGGGUCCGAGGGGCCAGGCCCGAGGGGGGGGCCCGCCAGGGGCACUACGUCAUCCACGGGGAGCGCCUUCGGGACCAGAAAACCACCUUGGAGUGUACCCUGAGGCCAGGCUUGGUUUACAACAAGGUGAACCCCAUCUUCCAUCACUGGAGCCUGGGCGACUGCAAGUUUGGGCUGACGUUUCAGAGUCCCGCAGAAGCUGACGAGUUCCAGAAGAGCCUGCUGGCUGCACUGGCUGCACUGGGGCGAGGCUCGCUCACCCCCUCUUCCUCCUCCUCUUCCUCCUCCCCUUCCCAGGACACCGCAGAGACUCCCUGCCCUCUGACGUCCCAUGUGGACAGCGAGUCCUCCUCCAGUCACAGCCACCAGGAGACGCCUCCCACCGCCGCGGCGGCGGCCACUAUCAUCACCGUGGAGUCAGCUUCUGGCUUCGGGCCGGCCACGUCCCCCCAGCGCCGGCGCUCCUCUGCUCAGAGCUACCCUCCGCUCCUACCGUUCACGGGGAUUCCGGAGCCCUCAGAGCCCCUGGCCGGGGUAGGGGGCCCGGGCUGGGGCGGCCGUGGCUAUGAGGAUUAUCGGCGCGCUGGGCCGCCCGCACCCCUCGCCCUGUCCACCUGCGUCGUGCGCUUCGCCAAGACCGGCGCGUUGAGGGGUGCAGCCCUGGGGCCUCCCACCGCGCUACCCGCCCCUCUCGCCGAGGCUGCGCCCCCAGCGCCCCCGGCUCGCCCACCACCCGGCCCCGGCCCUGCCCCUGCGCCGGCCAAGGCCUCCCCGGAGGCAGAGGAGUCGGCGCGCUGCGUGCACUGCCGUGCGCUCUUCCGCCGCAGAGCUGACGGGCGUGGUGGCCGCUGCGCGGAGGCCCCGGACCCGGGUCGCCUGCUGGUGCGCCGGCUCAGUUGCCUGUGGUGCGCCGAGAGCUUGCUCUACCACUGCCUGUCAGACGCCGAGGGCGACUUCUCGGACCCGUGCGCCUGCGAGCCGGGCCACCCGCGUCCCGCCGCGCGCUGGGCCGCGCUGGCCGCCCUCUCCCUGGCGGUGCCCUGCCUCUGCUGCUAUGCGCCCCUGCGCGCAUGCCACUGGGUCGCGGCACGAUGUGGCUGCGCUGGCUGCGGGGGUCGCCACGAGGAGGCGGCACGGUGAGGACGGCCUGGUGGGUCCAGUAGCUGCACCGAGGACCCAAAAUUGAGGGUCCAGGACCCUGGACUCUGUUCGGACCCCAAACCCAAACCUAGGCACACCCGGAACUUGGAGCUUGAGUUUGGAUUGAGAGACCCCAGACCUGGAACCUGGACCCCAAAUCUAGGACUGAGAGACCCCAGACCCAGCUUCAUUGGGAUGUCUGUCCAAGAGGUCCCAGGCAUCCUGAGUUCUGGUGUCCCCAUCCUGCUGCCAUCCCCUCCCUGACCUAGACUGAGGAGACUCCAGGCAUCCCCCACACUCUACACCUCGGGCAGGCUGGAGAGCAUCUGUAUCCCUGAGAGAUGCAGGGCCCUGAACCCCAACUCCCUGUUCAAAUAACCAACCCAGACCCUAUCAUGCCUGACGCCAUGAACCCUCAGAUUACAGCCCUGGAGUUAGUCAGGAGUUACCAGUACCCGACCCUGCCUGUAUACAAUUCCUCCCAGAUCAUGAGACCAUAGAACCCAGAUUCACCCCAGAGGGUCACCGAAUGCUCACCUAAAACUUGGGGCACCCAUAUCUGAGAUGUUCUUGUAGCCUCCAGGACCCCUGAGACACCAAACUCUCUUACAAUGCCCUGAGUCGUUGGAUAUGCCCAGAUGUUCUCUGACCAAGAUGACUUGGGAGACCCAUCUCAGGGUCUCUCCCAUUCCCCCCAACCAAGAUCCAGAUGUCAGACUCCAAGAUGCUCUGGGAGCCAAGGACCAAAGACCUCUGUAGACCCACCCACCCCAAGGCAGUGUUCCCAGGAGCUUUGGAUCUCCUAUAUGGGACUCUGAUGUGCCUCGUACUCCCCUAUGUAGUACUGAAGGCCACCAACACCUUGGGGCCCAAGACACUAGUCCCAAGUCCUUUUUCAAAACCCAUUAGACUUGGAUUUCAAGCCCCAUAAUAGUCUGGAAUCUUUGGCUGCUUUGUAUCCACAGAUCCUCAAUUCCCUAAAAGCUGGAAGCCCAGCUCCCAGAAGAUGGGAUGUUCAUGGCAACCCAGACCUCUGACCCCUUGGCCCCCAGCCCCUGAGCGACCCCAAGGUGCUUUGGGAGUACUGGUCCCAAGACCCCAAGGUGCCAUUGAUACCCCAAAUUCAGGGCUCAAGCCUACACAACAUUGGGAUUGUCCCUGCUCAAGACCUUGGUCCCUCCAUACCAGAGACAGAACUGAAGUGCCCCAGGGCCAUAGCACCUUCAGAUCCCAGAUU